Messenger RNA from Sipha flava (yellow sugarcane aphid), 2752 nucleotides. Its product is annotated as serine-rich adhesin for platelets-like. Lineage: Eukaryota; Metazoa; Arthropoda; Insecta; Hemiptera; Aphididae. Gene Ontology annotation, biological process: regulation of transcription by RNA polymerase II; negative regulation of DNA-templated transcription. Gene Ontology annotation, cellular component: histone deacetylase complex; transcription regulator complex. The record is from RefSeq and is a predicted model, not a curated record. Gene Ontology annotation, molecular function: transcription corepressor activity.
GAAACUGAUUCAAAGAAAUGGGAGAAAAAAGAAGCUUCGGGUCCUCCUUUACAGACAGCCAGCAUGAGCGUCAGAGCUUUGAUCGAAGAAAAAAUUAUACAAAAAAGAACCACAAAACCAAUCACUGCGACUCAGAACGGAUUAACAUAUUCAGGCUUGAACCGGGAAAAGGAAACGGUCGUGCAGCAAGUGGUGAGCCGGAGCACGGCGGUGCACGCGGUGAUGACAACGGGCGGCACGUCGUUCGCGGUGCCCGCGGUUCCCAGUACCACGGCGCCGGUGGACUCGACGGUGGGCUCAGCUGACUCCACGGCGGUGGUGUACACGGAUAUAAUACUGAAGAAGACCGGGGUGAAGCGGGCGUGCUCGGACCCGGGGUACCAGUACAAUCAUGGCAGCACCAGCCCGCAAAUAGAUAUUAAUUACGCCAGUUCUCCAUACACACUGAAUCACGGUAACAGUGGUGGUGGCGGUGGCGGUGGCAACGUCGGCGGCGAAAAGGAAACCGAUAACCAGGGCUAUUAUUCGCCAGGACUCAACGACGAUAUAUUUCCCAACGUACAGACCGACUCCAUGCUUUUGCAAGCCGUCGAUUCCGUGCAGCUGGCCAAUACGAUACAGGCAACGGAUAUGCAAGACAUGUCGUGUUUAGAUGAUUACGAUGGCAUGACAGAUCUUCAAAACAAUGAAGAUUUUCAAGCUGUAUUAAACUCUCCUCUUUCUGCCAGUCUAGCAGAUUUAGCAUACAGUUCAGGACAAACGAUGUUUACAGAUUUAGGCAAAUCACCUCUUCCGUCUCCUAGUUUCACUUACCCAACUCCACCAGCCAGUCAAGAGGGUCAGUCUCCAUCGCUAAAUUUUCAUUCAGUUAUGUCGAACGGUCACCUUGGUGACUUUUUUUAUUCAUCCGACAUGUCAAGUUCUGAAGCUGUUGAAGCAGCUCUAAGCGAAGUGUUACCAAAUUUCGAAUCCACUACUGAUUCGCCUUUAUCAGCGAAUACGCCUGUUUCAUCUCCAAUGUCUAUACAAAAUACAUCCGCUGCACCAUCACCAUUGCCUAAUCAUCAUCAACACACACUACAGGUAAUGAUGCCAAAUUCAGAAGACCCAUUAUUAUCUAGCAGUCCUAAAGAAUUUAGGAAGAAAUUUGAUUACCAGACAUGCCGCUUGUAUGGAGUCAAUGGAACCAUGGCCCAAGUAAUCGAUGGCAGUCAGUUUUUGAUCGAUAAAAACGGAGAUUUGAAAUUAGUUCAAGCCAGUUAUCAAAACCCUGGAACUAUGUUCGUGCAAACAGAAGCCCAGUUGAUUGAUAAACAUAUACCAGUUAUCAAACAACAAAAGCCAGAUAGUAACCAAAAUAUUGAAGAUAUAGAUGACAUUUUCCUUAAUCCGUCGAGCAUACCACCAAAUUCUACCAAUAAAGUAAAUAGAAAACGAUGUUUCGGUGAAACAACAACAUACAAAUCGUUCAGAUCCAGAUUACGUUGCCAUAGGCUUGGAAUGUUGAAUGAACCGACCUUACAGUACACUCCUAAGCCUAUACUAAGUCCUUCUAGAAAUGGGAGAGGCCUUUAUUGGCAAGCAGUGACUUCAUGGCCAAGCUCUUCAGCUAUCAAAGAAGUAAUUGUUGAGGAUUGUGUUGGACAAGAUUCACCGCCCGAAUGCGAUAUCCUACCACACAUCAAUCUUGGUUCAAAUUUCCAAGCAGCAAUACCGCCAAUAAGCAAAGUCAGAACAAUUCGUGAACCAUCUAAUGAUUAUUUACUUUGGGACCCUUGUAUUACAAAUUCAGCUUCUGAUAGAGAAGUUGAAAUGUACAUGGACUUCGCUUGCUGUGCCGCAGUACCAGGUGGUGGGAGAAACAAAGAAUAUGCUCUGCACUUGCUACACCUGUGUAAAGGAAACGUUCAAGAAGCCAUGUUAAAAUUAAUGCAGCCAACACCGUAUCUCCCUCAGGGACAUCCAUUAAUGAAAUUUGAGUAUACAGAAUCUGAUCAUUGGACUCCAAAUGAAGUAUCCAUGUUUCACAAAGCUAUAUUUAAAUUCAACAAAGAUUUCGCGUUUAUAUCUAAAGAAUUGGGAACAAAAACUCUGAAACAAUGCAUACAGUUUUAUUAUUUGUGGAAAAAAGUUUGCCCGGAAGACUAUAAACAAUUUCAAUUUCAAAGGCGAAAGUCGAGAAAUGAAGACACAAUGGUUAAUUCAAAAUUAGACAUUCCUGCUAACGACCUUGAGGUCACCACCAGUUCGGAGGACCAACAAACUUUCGUUUGCGAAUUCUCAGACUGUUUGUCGACAUUCAACAACAAAAUAGGAUUAGCAGCUCAUAUGAGACUUCAUACAAACGGAACACCAGACAGAAGGCAAACACCGACACCAACACAAAUUGAUCCGAAUUAUGAGGAAUUUCCUUGCAAAAUCUGUGGAAAGGUAUUUAAUAAAGUAAAAAGUCGAAGUGCUCAUAUGAAAUCACACAGGCCUCCUGAUGCGGAACCUAAGAAACCGAAAUUGGAUCAAACCGUCGAUUACGGCCAAAUGAUGCAACUCAAGACGGUGGCAACACCAAUUCAAUUACAUAGACAAUGCUAAAUAAAAGAAUGUUUGGCCAUAAUGAAAUGAAGCUCAAAAUUAACCAGAGCUCGUACAAUCAAUAAAAACCUAUGUCCAGGGUUUUUGCUAUUAAAAAAUGUCCAAGCAAUAUAUACAUAGUAUAAAUAUGUAAUAACGUACAUAUAUAUAAAUGUGUAUUAUU